Molecule: messenger RNA, 414 nt
Organism: Perkinsus marinus ATCC 50983
Lineage: Eukaryota; Perkinsozoa; Perkinsida; Perkinsidae
Exons: 4
Coding region: 1-414 (137 amino acids)
Source: RefSeq, a predicted model, not a curated record
AUGAAACCCACCAUGCGGCGAGGAGUCAAGGCUGAGGACGUGGCUGAUGCCGCCCCCCUAGUCCAUGAGAUGGGACAUAGAUAUCUACGUCACCUCACUACAGCUGUCUUCCUUGGUGGCCUAUCUAGUGGUACUGCAGAGGCCAGAAUGUACGACAUUCAGAAGACUAUGUGGGAGUGGGUUAUCGCCAGUGGGUGGAACUCGAAGGUGCCUGUCUGGAAGACCGUGGCAGACUUACUCCAUCAGCUAGGCUUUACUGGUGUCGUGUCCACAUCUCUAGUCAUCAACACACUUCAAUUAAAUCUAUCCCAUGUAUCUACUCUGCACCCUCGAGAGGAUGAGGAGUCCUUCAUCGACAGGAUGGCUAAGGUGGCGGCUACCAAAUAUGGUUAUGAUACGCAAUUCAAAGAGUAG